Messenger RNA from Actinia tenebrosa (Australian red waratah sea anemone), 859 nucleotides. RefSeq names its product rRNA-processing protein FCF1 homolog. Lineage: Eukaryota; Metazoa; Cnidaria; Anthozoa; Actiniaria; Actiniidae. The record is from RefSeq and is a predicted model, not a curated record. Gene Ontology annotation, cellular component: small-subunit processome.
UUUUGUAAACCAACUUAUUUCACACGUUUUUUUAAAAUGGGAAAAGCUAAAAAAACGCGGAAAUUUGCGGCUGUAAAGCGUCUAAUCUCACCAAAAGACCCUCGAAUCAAAAAGAAAGAAGAUACUACAAAGAAAAAGCAAGAAGAGGAAGAUAAAGUAAAACAUGUAGAACAAGUAUCAUCGUCCAUGUUUUUCCAGUACAAUACACAGCUUGGUCCUCCAUAUUACAUACUUGUCGAUACCAACUUUAUCAAUUUUUCCAUCAAGAACAAGUUAGAUAUUAUGAAGUCCAUGAUGGACUGUCUAUAUGCUAAAUGUAUUCCAUGCAUCACUGAUUGUGUGAUGGCUGAAUUAGAGAAACUAGGAUCACAAUAUAGGGUUGCAUUAAGGAUUGCCAAAGACCCUCGAUUUGAAAGAUUACCUUGCAUGCAUCAAGGAACUUAUGCAGAUGACUGUUUGGUUAACAGAAUUAGUCAGAAUAAGUGUUAUAUUGUGGCAACGUGUGAUAGAGACCUAAAAAGAAGAAUACGAAAAGUACCUGGGGUACCUAUCAUGUACAUAUCUCAACACAGAUAUACUAUUGAACGAAUGCCCGAUGCUUAUGGAGCUCCAAGAUGAUCAGUUUUUGUCAAGUGGGAAUAGUGUUCAUGACUAUAACAGAUGGCCGAUACAUGGAUAAUAACACUGAUCACUUCACAUAUCUCUGGUUCAAGACAAACUUUCCUGUAUUUGAAAGCAGGUUGGUCUGUUCAGUUAGCGAUCCAUUGCACAUGCGUGGAUGACUAAAGCAGAGCUCGCUAUCACAAAAUGUAUGGUUCACCUUAUUACACUAAUGAUAAUAAUAAUGAUUAAUGGAUUA